CAACUGCGGUCGACCAAAAAUAGCUCAGUCUAAACGAUCGCUGCCACUCGAAAAGACAUCUCCCGUGUGCUUUGUUCGCGUUUCUGUUCCUUCUGAGUUUAAGCUACGUAGUGAAAUAUGGGGGGCGUACAGUCGGCCAACGAUGGCCGGGAAACUCAAACAUCCGACAGGGAGUCUUCGCACAUGUCCAAUCACACGCCCCCGAGCGUGCCCGUUCCGGAAAGCGUGGCCGCACUGAAAACAGAUGACGAAUUACACCAUGCCACAAUCCCGCCGCAAGAACAAGAUGACCCUGAGCCGGUCGGUGACGAUGCACAAUGCUCAGCGCACGAUAGUGAUGCUGCGGCCGAAAGUGACGAUAGUAUGACGGAAAAAUGUCAAGCACGCAAGAUGACCGUCGAGCUGGCUAAUUUCCGACGUGACCUACAGCAGAAGCGACAGCUGCACCAGUCCAAGCUGGCGGCGGUAAAGGACGAGCUGGAGCAUCUGCGCAACGCGCUGGCAGAGGAGAAGCGACGCAACCGGGCACUAAUCAAGUACGUCCAGCAGCAAGAGCUGCAGCUGACAAAGCAAGCGAACGACGGAGAGGGCGCUGAAGAAACCCCAGCGUGUGGUGCCGUGAGACGCGAAGCGCUACAGAUCGUAGCGAGCGGUGAGAACGCACCGCUGGAACCGGCCGAACGAGUGAACGCGGAAGCUGCGGAGGAUGAACGACACGAUCAGAGUUCAUCGGCCGACGGACAAAGCGUCAAGCGGGCGGACGACGACGAGCGGUUAGCGUUGAAGCGAGAGCUGGCUGAGUCACAGCACGCGCUACAGUGCACCACUGGUGAGCUGCUCGAGCUGCGCCACGAGCUGGCUCAGUUGAGAACGCAGCUUCGCGCGCAACAGGACGAAGCCGAGGCGGAGAGCUCGCGACAGUGCGGCGCAGCACGGACACUGAAAGCGGAACUGGCCGAGACGCAGUUCCGGCUGCAGAUAUCCCAGGCGGAGGCACUGUCGCUACAGACCGAUGUCGACCAGCUGCGCAAUCAGGUGAAAUCGCUCAAGGACGUGAUCAAGGCGGGAAAGGAGAUUAUCGCUAUUCGGGAGGAUCAAGUUGAGCAGCUGAAAGGAAAACUACGCCAGAUAGAGGACACACUGCAGGAGCGCGAGCUGCAAAUUAUGUCCGACGAUUUGCGUCGGGAGUAUGAUCGACAGCUGACAAACAUUCGCAACCUAAGAGAUCUGUACGAGGAGCGCGAACGUGUCUCGAGAAUGGAGCGCGACAAUUUGGUCCGCCAGUUGGACCUGAAGAAGAACGAACUAGCGACCGAGCAGGAAAAAAAUAAAAACCUGGAAGCGUUGGUGGAAAGUUUGCAGACGGAUCUGACCCGGCUACGGACGGAGCUGGAGCAGACGCAGGAUAAGUUGGCCCAAUCGCAGGCCGAAUCGAAGCAGCUGCAGCUCGAGAUGGGAGUUGUAAAUCAGUUCAUUUCAAAGUUCCUGCUCGGCAUGAGCCGCAAACCUACCGCAAGCGACAUCAACAUCGACAAGCUGGCAGCCGUGCUGGAAGAAAACCGAGAUCUGUUAAUCGAGAUGACUAAGGACGAGGCGGAAACCAUCGAUACGGGAGCGUUCCUGCCGCGGGCCCUUUACGACCUAAUCACGGAAGUGGACGAAGCGAACGAACUGCCGCCCGGUAACGAUGGAAGGGAAGAGGAUGGGGCCGAGGCUAGUGGCGAGGAUGAGUUCACUGAUGUGCAGAAGGCAUCGCCGGAACAGAUUGCUGACAAGUUGCCAAAAGUCUGGCGGGUACUGAUUGAGCUCGUGAACCAUCAGGAACGAGCCCAGCCGGUCCCGUUUGUGGAAGGCGGCGAAAGCGAGGAAUGUCUCAAGUCGGUACAGACGCGCAACGGACCGAAAACGGUCGUUAGUGUUAGCAAGACGUACAUCAAACUUAAGGAUUUAAUAUUGGAGAAGAAAUCGCUCAAGAAGGAAACUAACCGACUGCGGACGUUAAAUUCGCAUCUCGAGCGAAGGCUCGAUUCGCAGGAGAAGCGUCUGAGUGCUGUGAGUUUGGAGCUGACAAAAACAUGGCAUCUGGUGGGGAAAAUGCAACGCCAGCAUCGUCAGCUACACACUCAGGAGCAAAUUCUACGCUAUCAUCUGCAACAAAAGCGCCGACUGCUCAGCGAACUCAAGGAAGAGCUCGAGUACUGUCGUUUGAAGUGGUCGGCUGCGCGUGAGAAAAACAUCGAAUCCGAGGGCCAAUGGAAGUCCCUUAAAGCCGACUUUGCCGCCCGUCGAAAGCAGGACUCGCUCAACAACUCAGGCGAAAGUGGCUACAGCGACGAGCAGCCGUCCGACGAGGAGGAUACGCACGUGAAUCGGAAGUCAAGUUUGGCUAAUCAACAGUCACCCGGCUUCAGUGGAGGAGCGGCAGCGGGUUUGGAGUCGGACAAAUGGAGCCAGAUGGUUGGCCGAUUGGAUAAGUGUUUUGUUGGGAGCUCUCUGUCCAAUAUCUACCAUCUCGCCGUGGCAAGCGUGUUGCGAAAGGUGCACAGCGAGUCGGACAUGAAAUCGCUCGAGAAUGUCGAACGGGCGAACCAAUUCUGCAAUGAAAAGAUCGAAGAUUUACCCAUCUUUCCGUUCGAGGAGGACGAGCCGGGCCGGGAGGAGCCGGAAGAGAUUCCUGCGGUGGUGCUGCGAAAGAAGCGUCGGUCGGCCUCCAAAAGAACGAAAAGGCACAAUGAUGCGGGUCAGCCGGAAUCGGCACAGGAUAUGUUUCUUCGUUUGAUGAACCUUGCCGCGGGUGGCCAGGACGAGGUGGAUGAGGACGAGGAGGACGACGAUGCCGACGAGCAGGACUUUGAGCGUACCGGCACAGGGAAUGACGAUGCCGAGGGUGAGUACAGCGAGAACGAAAGCGCCAGUGAGCUGAGCGAGGAGGAGCUGGAAUGUUUGGAGAUGGCAGUAAUGGACGAACGUGCCGAAUCCUCGGUUACGCAGGAACGCCUCCAAGGCCCGGAUGCCUCGUCACACUCUGACGCGGAUCGGGAGCUGUCGAGUGAGGAACUAUUCCAACGGAAACGGGAAGCACGUUUGCAAAGAAUGGCCGAGCUCAAUUCCAGGUUGGACCGCUACUCGUCACCAACACCUACGGCGUCCCCUUCGGAGGCUCCAGUCCAAACGGAGAGUGGGGAAACGGGCGAGACCUCCCAAUCCAAGACGGACGAGCAGGUAGUGCUGAGUGAAGACGAACAGAAGUAUCUGCAGCGACGGGCGGAACGAUUGGAGCGGCUGGAACGGGAAGCGAAGGAGUUCCGCAGCAGGCUUUCGAAAACGGUCCACCGGGGUACCGAAAUAUCUGCCCAGAUCGAUGAGAUCCACAAUGGCUUCAUGGCCCGACAAACGGACUCAUCUCCCGUGCCGGGAUGCUCGGGCGAGGCGCAAUCGAGCAGGGUAGACCUGUCCUGCCUCACCGACAAGGAGCGUGAGUACACAUCGGCCCGGGCCGAGCGACUUGAACGGCUUGAAAACGAAAGUCAGAAGCUACUGAAGCAAAUGAAUCAAACAAUGCGUCGGGGCAGCAGUCUUACAACGAAACUGGACAUGUUGCACACUCGGUACGGUUCCCCGGCGGCUAAUGAACCGGAAGCCAAUGUCGAAACCAGUGCCAGGCCCGGACAGCAAACGACAAAUGGCGAUGAACUUGGGCCGGAGGAAACUUCCAAGCCAGAACCUGCAGAGGAGAUGGAAGAGACCGUUCCGCAGGAGCAGGAGGAACAAGAUUAUGCUGUCGGUGGACCUUACGUGCCCAUGGGACCAAUAGAGCUGGUGCUCGUGUCGGACGAGGAAGUAAUGGACGAGGUCAGCAACCUGCUGGAAGAGGAAACGCAACACAGUUUGGAAGAUUCCAACGAAAGCCCUGAGCAAUCUUAGAAAGGGACUGCAAACGAUCCCAAAGCAACCUACCUCGUACGAAAAGACAACCACAGCAGAUUGCCAACUACUGCUGAUAGUUUGUAGAAAGAGAGAACUUGUGGGUGAUUUCUUUUGCUGACGAAGAGGCAAACAGAACGGUCUUUAAUUGAGGUAACGGAGGCGUCGUAAUCGAAAACAGGGUGAAUCUACUGAAGUUAUAUCAAAUAUGUUUCAUAAGCAAAGCUACUCUAAGUGUAUUCUUUCCAAUUUAAUAAACCAUAUGUAUUAUUUCUACUGUAA
Molecule: messenger RNA, 4206 nt
Organism: Anopheles arabiensis
Lineage: Eukaryota; Metazoa; Arthropoda; Insecta; Diptera; Culicidae
Product: myosin-11
Exons: 6
Coding region: 118-3924 (1268 amino acids)
Source: RefSeq, a predicted model, not a curated record